AGGAGGGGAGGAGUUAAAAGAGCAGAUAAAAAGACAAGAAGAGAGAAGUGUACUGAGGGAGCUAUGCCAUAGAAAAGAAUGAAAAAGGAAACGAAAAGGGCAAAAGAAGAGGAGGAAUCAGUGAGAAGUGAUAUAUAAGUGUGUGAGAACAGAAGAAAGGCGGCAAGAUGAUGAAUGUGGCGCGGAUCCAUGACAAACACAAGCUGAAGUCCUUCUGGGAGCAGAGGAUCGUCCAACACAGCCAGCAGAUGGACGAGGAGGAGAGUCGAAAGAAGACCAGCGCUCUGACAAGGCUGAGGGAGCAGUGGUUGGUCAUGUUGGAUCAGAGGAACGAGCACCAACAGAGCUUCUUUGAGGAGAGAAUAAGACGAUCUCAGAAGGCUCAGCAGCUCCUCACAGAGCUCGAUUCACCUUUGCCAUGAUUCGGAGAUCCAAUAGAGGAUGAAACAAAAAGGAAGCACAGCAGGGAUGUGAAUGGAUGGAGGAUUCCAUGCCUAAAUCCUCUAAAUGCCUUCUUGAAGAAGCUUUGUAUGCCAUACUCCCUUUUAACUAUUCUCAGGGCAAUGAAUGGAUCACAACUGGAUUGUUCAGGUUGUCUGAGAAGACAUUUGGCCUCUCAUCUGAGCAGUCUUCAUCAGUUCCUUCACAAAGACUUUACGUACUGUAGACCGGACAGCCCAUGAAUUGAUGAGGCCUGCUCGGAUGAGAGGCCAAACGUCUUCUAAGACAACCUGAACAGUCCGGUCGCCAUCCAUUAAGUGCCCUCAGAAUGAGAAUAUUCACAGACACGUCCCUGUUAGCUAUUCCCUCAUUACGGGACGGGUUUCAUUUGUACCAAGUAUCUGUGCUGAUCUCAAAGCUUUCAAGAUGAAAUAAAUCCCUAAUGAUUGAUUUGGAGUCCUGGACUGUGUAAGUUUCUAAAUC
Molecule: messenger RNA, 924 nt
Organism: Dunckerocampus dactyliophorus (ringed pipefish)
Lineage: Eukaryota; Metazoa; Chordata; Actinopteri; Syngnathiformes; Syngnathidae
Product: protein FAM240B
Exons: 3
Coding region: 168-422 (84 amino acids)
Source: RefSeq, a predicted model, not a curated record